AUGCUGUCCCUGACAACAUCCAUCUUCGGCCUCUUAGCUGCAGUGCCGCUGGUCGCAGCGGGCUCAUCACCAAAUGUCCUCUACAAAGAUGUUGUGGUUGUGGGUGGCGGUGCCUCUGGUGCCUACGCUGCCGUUCGUAUCCGGGACGACUUUGGCAAAAGCAUCGCCCUCAUUGAGAAGCAGGAUAUCUUGGGUGGCAUGGUCGACUCGUACACCGAUCCCAAGACCGGCAAGCCCUAUAACUAUGGUGUGAUGACAUUCCUCGAAGCUGGAAACGCAACAGGCUUCUUCGAUCGCUUUGGCAUUCCCGUUGCAACCCCAUCGACCGUCAGCGUCUCCACGGACUACAUCGACUUCAAGACCGGAAAUCCUGUCAACUUCACACUGCCGCCGAUAGCAGACCAGAUGGCGGCGAUGGCCAAAUUCCUCGAGAUUGUGGAGCCGUGGGAGCAUCUCAUGCAACCUGGGUAUGGCAACUUCCCAGAGCCAGACGCAAUCCCGGAGGACCUUCUGAUCCCCUAUGGCGAUUUCAUCACCAAGUAUGGCUUGGAAGCCGCUAUCCCCCUGAUGUAUCAGUCUACCGGCCUGGGACUGGGCAACAUGGCGAAGGAAACUACCAUGUUCGUGCUGCAGGGUUUCGGGGCCUCCAUGGCGCGCGCGUUCGUGGGGAAGCAAAAUCAACUCGCGCCCUCCUCGGGUCGGAACCAGGACUUGUACGAUGCCAUCGCGGAGGAUCUCGCCGACGACGUUCUGUACUCCAGCACAGUAAUUGAGAGCCACCGCAGCAACUCCAGCGUCAUCCUCACGGUCAAGAACCACAAGACGGGUGAAACCACCCGGAUCCACGCUCGGCGUCUCUUGCUCGCCAUCGAGCCAACCGCAGCCAACAUGGCUCCGUUCGACCUGGACCGCAACGAGAAGAACGUUCUCUCCAGAUUCACCUACACCAACGAGUACACCGGUAUCGUGAACAACGCGGCCUUUGCCGUCAACCAAUCCUAUUUCAACCUGCCGCCAACCGCCGCGCCGAACAACUACCUCGCCCUGCCCGACGCAUCUUUCACAGCUCGCAUUGACUACAUCGGCGGCGACAACCUGUUCCGAGUAACCAUUGUCGGCAACAACACUCUCGACACGGCGGGUGCUAAGAGACUGGUCCAGAACGACUUCAACACACUGCUGCGCUCGGGUCGCCUGGCGGAGACGAGCGACGGCGAGCCGCUGAGCUGGGUGGACUUUGCCACCCACGGCCCCAUGCACGCGCGCGUUUCGGUCGCGGAUGUCAAGGCUGGCUUCUUCCAGAAGCUGAACGCUCUGCAGGGUGGUCGGUCGACCUGGUGGACUGGUGGUGCUUUUUCGGUUAACUUCCAGACGACGCUGUGGGAGUUUGACGAGCUUCUUUUCCCGGAACUCCUUCAGGGGCUGAACUAA
Aspergillus bombycis is the source of this 1431-nucleotide messenger RNA. RefSeq lists its product as uncharacterized. Bases 1 to 1431 code for a protein of 476 amino acids. The transcript is spliced from 2 exons. NCBI's taxonomy places the organism in Eukaryota, Fungi, Ascomycota, Eurotiomycetes, Eurotiales, Aspergillaceae. The record is from RefSeq and is a predicted model, not a curated record.